UCUACCGGGGAAGGCGAUCCUGAUCUAGCACGGCUUCUACGACGCCUACCCCGGGGAAACCAAAGACAGCUCGCCCGCCGCCAGAUUCUCCAUGGGCGACGCCGUCUCCAUGAGCGUGGUCAUCCCCUGGCCCGGGCGGGCAGCGACGAGGGAGAAUUGCUACGACGACGGCGGCUACGAGGACGGUGGUUGGAGGAUGGGCGGAGUCGGAGAUUGGGGAAAGAGGAGAGUGGCGAAGCAGGGUUUUCAUCCGUCCAAAUUUCAAUUUUUAUUAUAUUUUGUUAA
This is a messenger RNA of Linum tenue, 285 nucleotides long. NCBI's taxonomy places the organism in Eukaryota, Viridiplantae, Streptophyta, Magnoliopsida, Malpighiales, Linaceae. The record is from the annotation of a GenBank genome assembly.